GCGCGUUGCUGACUGGAAACGGCAAUUCACAUAACUAGCCACGUCGACGCAAGAUGAUGGGACUCACGUUGUACGUGCACGUCGGGUCCAGACCUCUCCCCGGCCCCAGUGUCCCGCAGUGCCAAGCAUGCCACGCCGCUUUAGCCCUCAGCUUUCUGUCAGCAGGUCCCUGGACAAACAGAGUGUAUGAGAUGGGACGGACAUCGAACGACAAACGGGAUGUGUACUACCGCUUGGCCAAGGAGAGCGGCUGGCGUGCCCGCAGUGCCUUCAAACUGCUCCAGCUCGAUGAGGAAUUCAGACUCUUCCAAGGUGUGACCCGGGCAGUCGACCUGUGUGCAGCCCCAGGUAGCUGGAGUCAGGUACUGAGCCAGAAGAUUGAGAGCUUGGGUUCCAGCCACGUGGUGGCUGUAGACCUGCAAGCUAUGGCUCCACUGCCAGGUGUGUUACAGAUACAGGGGGACAUCACUCAGCUGUCCACUGCCCAGGAGAUCAUCCAGCACUUUGAGGGCCACCCCGCAGACCUAGUGGUGUGCGAUGGGGCUCCUGAUGUAACUGGCCUCCAUGAUGUUGAUGAGUACAUGCAGGCCCAGCUCCUCCUAGCUGCUCUGAACUUCGGAACACAUGUUUUGAAGCCUGGGGGCUGCUUUGUGGCCAAGAUAUUCUGAGGCCGCGACGUGACACUGAUCUACAGCCAGCUGCAUGUCUGCUUCUCCAGCGUGGUCUGUGCCAAGCCCAGAAGCAGCCAGAACUCCAGCAUUGAGGCCUUCGCUGUCUGUCAGGGUUAUGACCCCCCUGAGGGCUUCGUGCCAGACCUGACCAAACCCCUGCUGGACCACUCUUAUGACCCAGAUUUCAACCAGCUGGAUGGCCCUACCCGCAUCAUUGUGCCAUCUGUGACCUGUGGGGACCUGAGCUCCUAUAAUUCAGACUGCAGCUACCCACUAGACCUAGAAGAUGGCUCAGAGUACAAGUACACCCCGCCCACGCAGCCCCCCAUCUCUCCGCCAUACCAGGAGGCCUGCAGGCUAAAGAAGAAAGGGCGGCUGGCCAAGGAGAUCCGCCCCCAGGACUGCCCCAUCACCAUAGUGGACAUGUUGCCCCCGCCCAUGGACAUCCCACAGUGCCACACUCUGCUGACCUCUGAGGUGGAAGACAGUGAUAUGAAUUGUUCACCUUAACACAUGAAACACAUGAAGUUUGCUAGCAAACUGGCACAACUCUGAAGCCAUCAGGAAAGCUGAAACUUGCAUUGAUUAACUUGUUUUCAGGUAUCAUUAUUUCAUCAACAUGGCCUGAACCUACAAGCCCCACAUGGGAAUCUGCUACAACCACCCACAAAAACAGCUAGGAAAGAAAUACUGCAGAAUGUCCAUCUGCACUGCAGUGGAAAUUCAAGUAUGAGGUCUGGCCUCUUCUCUACAUAAACCUUUCCAGGAGUGUCCUGAAUUUAUCCCUCAAGUAGGGGUUUGUAACCAGAAUAGAAGGCAGGGGUAUCUGUGAACUUAAUGGAGGAAAAUAUUGCAUCUUUAUUUUCACAGAUACAACUGAAAUUUAGCUUUACUCCCUAUUACGAAUGCUGGCAACAAAUCAUGACAGUAAAAGGGUAAUACCUGUGACUUUCUCGUCAAUGCAAAUUACGGUUACUUUUUAUGUUACAUUGCAGUUGUUACAGGUUUCUUGAAAUAUUGCUCACAGUAUUACUUUGAAUCAUGGAUCUUGUGAUUUGGUGUACUAACAAAGAAAUACAUGUAA
Molecule: messenger RNA, 1755 nt
Organism: Choloepus didactylus (southern two-toed sloth)
Lineage: Eukaryota; Metazoa; Chordata; Mammalia; Pilosa; Megalonychidae
Gene: FTSJ1
Product: FtsJ RNA 2'-O-methyltransferase 1
Biological process (GO): tRNA methylation; cytoplasmic translation
Cellular component (GO): cytoplasm
Molecular function (GO): tRNA methyltransferase activity
Source: RefSeq, a predicted model, not a curated record